CCGUGCUCCUCUAGAGCUGAGCAUGGGCGAUCCCCUUUAGCGGCCGACUAGCCAGCCCUUGUGAUCCGCUCGCCUGCCUCUGCCUGCCUGCCUCCCACCGCUGCAUCUUUUCCUCGUCGACAGCCAAGAACUUCAGGAACAACUGCAGCCAUGGCCACCUCUGCAAGUUCCCAUUUGAGCAAAACAAUAAAACAAAUGUACAUGAAGCUGCCUCAAGGGGACAAGGUGCAAGCUAUGUACAUAUGGAUUGAUGGGACUGGUGAAUUCCUGCGUUGUAAAACCCGGACAUUGGAACGUGAGCCCAAGAAUGUUGAAGAUCUACCAGAGUGGAAUUUUGAUGGCUCCAGCACUCUCCAGUCUGAAGGCUCGAACAGUGACAUGUAUCUUGUGCCUUCGGCCAUGUUUCGAGAUCCUUUCCGCAAAGAUCCAAACAAACUGGUUUUAUGUGAAGUUUUAAAGUACAACCGCAAGCCCGCAGAAACAAAUCUAAGAAAUACUUGUAAAAGGAUUAUGGACAUGGUGUCUAACCAGAGCCCUUGGUUUGGAAUGGAGCAAGAAUAUACCCUUCUAGGAACAGAUGGACAUCCCUUUGGUUGGCCUUCCAAUGGCUUUCCUGGACCACAAGGACCAUACUACUGUGGAGUUGGAGCAGACAAAGCUUAUGGCCGAGACAUUGUAGAAGCCCAUUAUCGUGCCUGCCUAUAUGCAGGUGUGAACAUUGGAGGCACAAAUGCAGAAGUUAUGCCAGCACAGUGGGAAUUCCAGGUGGGUCCUUGUGAAGGUAUUGAGAUGGGUGAUCACCUCUGGAUUGCACGAUUCAUCCUUCAUCGAGUAUGUGAAGACUUCGGCGUCAUUGUAUCUUUCGACCCAAAGCCCAUUCCUGGGAACUGGAAUGGGGCUGGAUGCCAUACUAACUUCAGCACUAAGGGCAUGCGAGAAGAUGGAGGCCUCAAGCAAAUUGAAGAAGCCAUUGAGAAGCUUGGUAAGCGUCACCAGUACCACAUCCGCGCCUAUGAUCCCAAAGGAGGGCUGGAUAAUGCCAGGCGCUUGACUGGUUUCCACGAAACAUCAAACAUCCAUGAGUUCUCUGCUGGAGUAGCCAACCGUGGGGCCAGCAUUCGUAUCCCAAGAAAUGUGGGCCAGGUGAAGAAGGGCUACUUUGAGGAUCGACGGCCCUCUGCUAACUGUGACCCAUAUGCUGUGACCGAAGCACUAGUCCGCACUUGUCUUCUCAGUGAAACUGGGGAUGAGCCCUUUGAGUACAAGAACUAAGUGGGCUCGUCCCACGUGCUCCCAUUCCCUUCUUCUGUAUUUUCUCUCUUCUAGAUAUUAAUUGUGAGGGCGUGAGAUACCAUGUUUGUGCUCCCUCUCCUAAAGCUUACCCUUUGUUUCUUUGUGUGGGAGGGGGAAGUCUAGUCUCUUUCACUGUUUGUUCUGUCAUUUGAGGGGCAAAGAAGACAAGUGGGAUUUUACCACUAUUUCAUGUAAUUCAUCUGUAUGUCUUGAGAGGGUUUUGGUAGCUUCCAGGAAUAGAUGGCAAAGUUGAGACCUGGGUUGUGGAGAGGAAGAUAGAAGAAGUAUAUUGUUGGGGUCUAAUUGUUCUCCCUCCCUGGAUUUGCCCUUCAUGGGCUAUGUUGGAAUGAGGAAAAGGGCAAUUGGGUGUCAUUCAUUCUCUUUGGUAAAAUGAAUUUGGCAGCCCAUCACCAUUCAGUCUGGGGUGCUGGGACACAAUGCAGAUCCACAAGCAAGUGGAAGUCCACAAGGGCAGGAAGCCGUCUUGAUACCUUUUCCUGGGACUCCUAGAGUAUUCCUACAUGCAGACUUUUUCCUGCCAGAGUUAGAACCAUUCUUAGGUCUUCUUAAGGUCUUUGGUCACUGUUCCCUUCUUGGGAUUAAAAGUUGUAGGUUUUAUUUUAAAAAGCUGCUGAACACUUCUAUCUGUUCUUGGAAGCUAAUUGAUUUUUUGUUUCUAACAAAGUGAAAUAGUCUUUUUAUAUAUAUUUAAAUGUCUAAAAACACCUACAAAAAUUGUUGUCUUUUUUUAAAGGUCCACUAAAUCAGCUCUUUGAAGAAGGGCUGAGAUUGCUGCAAGGGUCUGUUGGUUAAGGCUCAUAGGUGAAAUGGGAAAGCAGUGUGCUGUCGUGUUCAAGAACAAGUUUGAUGGUUUGUUACACACAAGAGGCUGUCCGUUUACAGGCUUAUAAGUUAAAAUAGGCAUUAAUUUUUAAUUUAAACUAAAGCUGCUGGCUGUCUAAGCUGAGCUGCGUGCGGCUGGCUGCAGCUUGUGCUUCAAAUGAAGAGUUGACUGGUCAACUUUAACCAUAUUAUUGACAAAUAAUUGGCAGGGAAUGGAGGGUGUUAAAAUUCCCGGUAGGAUUGGCAUGUCAAUUAAAGCAGGGCUUUCCAUAAAGAAGGCAAAAGCACAGGAGGGGAUGGGAAAUGGAUUUUUAGAGAUUUUAAAUAACACAUUUUUAGGAGUUUCUCAAGUUGUACAGUUAUUCGGAGACCACUGCUAUUCCAGUAGGUACAUCCUGGCACUCAAACAUACCUGCCACUUCUGCCAGGGAGUUGUUAAUAAGCAUAGUUGACCUCAGAGGAAAUGCUAGUGGUGCAAGUGUUUUGGGACUUUGUACUUCGGUGUCUUGGAUGGUGCCAAUCAGUUUCUGCCGCAUUUGGACUUGAGAAUGGGAGGGGGGAUUUGUAAUAAAAUAAUUAAAUCCA
Messenger RNA from Python bivittatus (Burmese python), 2721 nucleotides. It is a transcript of the gene GLUL, whose product is annotated as glutamate-ammonia ligase. Gene Ontology annotation, molecular function: glutamine synthetase activity. NCBI's taxonomy places the organism in Eukaryota, Metazoa, Chordata, Lepidosauria, Squamata, Pythonidae. The record is from RefSeq and is a predicted model, not a curated record. Gene Ontology annotation, cellular component: cytoplasm.